Cornus florida is the source of this 1504-nucleotide messenger RNA. RefSeq lists its product as uncharacterized. Gene Ontology annotation, molecular function: glutathione transferase activity. Gene Ontology annotation, cellular component: cytoplasm. The transcript is spliced from 3 exons. The record is from RefSeq and is a predicted model, not a curated record. NCBI's taxonomy places the organism in Eukaryota, Viridiplantae, Streptophyta, Magnoliopsida, Cornales, Cornaceae. Bases 49 to 1293 code for a protein of 414 amino acids.
UAUAUAAUAAAUUGAUGAUCCGACGGCGUUGACCGCUAAACGGGGAAAAUGUCGUGCACUUCUUCUCUGUUCGGCUCUGCACUUCCCAUCCCAUCCCAGAAAACGAACACUCCCACCAAAAUCAAACGAUCCAAACCAUGCAACGUCAGCCCUAGAAUGUCACUCGACCCACCACCACCCUCACCCCUAAACCCAAACCCUAGCCCUAACCUCCUGAAGACCAUUACCAGACUCCUGUGGGGCCAGUCCCUCCCACCCCAACUCCUCAUCUCCACCGUUCGUUUAACAUGGUCCACCGCCUGGCAGCUCAUGAUGUCUCAGCUCGCCCCCUCCGACUCCUCCGGCAGCUACACCAGACCCACCAGUCGAUUUCGGGCCAAUUCCAAUUUCUCCCGCCAAAAACCAGGUAACCUUCACCUCUACGUCGGGUUACCUUGCCCGUGGGCACACCGAACCUUAAUCGUCCGCGCCCUCAAGGGCCUAGAGGACGCCGUGCCCGUCUCGAUUGCGUCACCGGGCAUCGACGGUUCUUGGGUAUUCCUGAAUAGCUCUGUCCCUGACGGGAAUGGACUUGUACCGGGUUCGGAUAAUGCAAAUGGGUGUAAAACCCUAAGAGAGGUUUAUAAGCUUCGGAGGGGAGGCUACGAUGGCCGGUCCACGGUUCCGAUGCUCUGGGAUAUGGAGAGAAAGGAUGCUGCCUGCAAUGAGAGCUAUGAUAUAAUUGAAUUGUUCAAUUCAAGUUUGAAUGAAUUGGCUCAAAAUUCAGAAUUGGACCUUUCACCUCCAUCUUUGAGAAAACAGAUUGAAGAAUGGAAUUCCAUCAUAUACCCUACUGUCAAUAAUGGUGUCUAUAGAUGUGGGUUCGCACAAAGUCAAGAAGCGUAUGAUACUGCUGUCAGUGAGUUGUUUAGUACGUUGGACAAGAUAGAUGAUCAUUUGAGCCGUUCUCGGUAUUUAUGUGGAGAAAUGCUGACCCUCGCGGAUAUAUGCUUGUUUACUACCUUGAUUCGGUUUGAUCUUGUGUAUAAUGUUAUGUUCAAAUGUACAAAGAAGAAGGUGAUUGAAUAUCCCAGUCUUCAUGGGUAUAUGCGAGAUAUUUAUCAGAUUCCGAAGGUUGCAGCAACUUGCAAUUUCGAAGCAACUAUGGAUGGUUACUACAAAUUUCUUUUCCCACUAAAUCCUGGUAACAUUCGGCCGAUCAUGCCUUCAGGUUGUGAGCAUGAGGUCCUCCUCAAACCUCAUAACAGGGAAUCCCUGUCAGUUGUAGAUAAAAGUGUUCAGGUUUAUGUCUAGCAAAACUAACAUUCAAUGCAUGGUUUAGACAUGUAAAUUUCCUUUAUAUAUAUUAUCAAAGUGUAAUACUUGAAUUUUGCUGUAAAAAUUUUGCUGUAAACAUCCUCCCACAAUGAAAAUGAUCGUGGAACUACUUGCUACAUUUCCGAUUAUAAACUAAUUGUUAUUGUUUAUCUCAAAUAAACUGCAGUUAUGCUUGUAUUGAUAGAAA